This is a messenger RNA of Corapipo altera (White-ruffed manakin), 1391 nucleotides long. RefSeq names its product pleckstrin homology domain containing J1 (gene PLEKHJ1). Lineage: Eukaryota; Metazoa; Chordata; Aves; Passeriformes; Pipridae. Gene Ontology annotation, biological process: retrograde transport, endosome to Golgi; endosome organization; receptor recycling. The record is from RefSeq and is a predicted model, not a curated record. The transcript has 6 exons. Gene Ontology annotation, cellular component: trans-Golgi network; recycling endosome; early endosome. The coding region runs from base 199 to 666 and encodes 155 amino acids.
CGCGCGAGCGCUUCCCGGGCACCGCCCGGGCCCUUCCGGGAACAGCGGGAACAGCGGGAUCGGCGGGAUCGGCAGGAACACCGGGAUCGGCGGGAACACCGGGAUCGGCGGGAACACCGGGAUCGGCGGGAUCGGCAGGAACACCGGGAUCGGCGGGAACACCGGGAUCGGCGGGCCGGGGGCCGGGGGGCUCCGGCCAUGCGCUACAACGAGCGCGAGCUGCUGUCCCUGGCCCGGCAGCCCGCGGAGAAGGCGGCCGAGAUCCGCAUGAGCGUGCCCAAGAAAGGCAGCGUGCUGAAAAAGCGCCUGGUGAAGCUCGUGGUGAACUUUCUCUUCUACUUCAGGACAGACGAGGCCGAGCCCAUUGGAGCUCUGCUGCUGGAGCACUGCAGGAUCACCAAAGAGGAGGAGAACGUCUUCUCCAUCAGUUUCAUCGAGGAGCCAGAGAGAAAAUACUGCUUCGAGUGUGCCAGUGAGGAGCAGUGCCAGGAGUGGGUCGAGGCCCUCAAACGAGCCAGCUACGAGUUCCUGAGGAGGAGCCUGAUCUUCUACCGGAAUGAGAUCCAGAAGAUGACAGGGAAGGACCCCCUGGAGCAGUACGGGAUCUCGGAGGAAGCCCGUUUCCAGUUGGGAAAACGCCAGCAGGAAUUCCUUCACCUGGGCUGAACUGGCUCCUGAGUCCUGAGCAGUCUCCCCAGGGCCACCCCAACCCCUGGGAAGGACAGCAGAGCCCCACAGUGACCAAGGGAUUCUUUUAUUUAUUACCUAAAUCAUUUUUUAUUCUUUUUUUUUUUUAAGGGAAAUCCUUGUACAUUCCCACUUUCCCAGCUGUGGAGGCUGAACUGCUCCCUUGGGGUGGGAGCAGAACCCCCUGGCCCCUGGGAUGAGCAGAGGCAGGGGCUGACAGAGCUCCCAGCACCUGAUGUCCUCCAGGGCCUGGAGCUGCUGGAGCUCCAGCCCUUCUCCUGAAGGAGCUGCAGCUUUCCUGGCUCGGGAUCUUCCCUCAGUCUCCAGGGAGCCCUUGGGGCUGUAAGAGGAUGCUGUGAUCACAUCUCUGUGCUCCAGGGUUAACUCUCUCCUGUCCUGCCCUCUCCUGCUCCUGCAGAGCCAUUCUGGGGGCUGAUGGCUGAGCUGGUGAGCAGGGAGGACUGGGAAUGCUCCCAGUAACACUGGGAAUGCUCGGCCACAGCUCCAGCUGCCAGGCAGGAGCCAUCUGCUCCCUUGUGCCGAGGCAGCAGCUCUGGGCAGCCACUGGCACUUGCCUUUGGGGGUUUUCUUUUCCCUUCCCUGGGCAGGGGUUGUGAUUCCUGGGGGCUGGAGGGAGCCCUCACUCCAGCCCAGCCGAGGGAACAAAGGGAACAGUCAGGAACAGGGACAGGGAGGGAUCCCUG